Molecule: messenger RNA, 1685 nt
Organism: Panthera uncia (snow leopard)
Lineage: Eukaryota; Metazoa; Chordata; Mammalia; Carnivora; Felidae
Gene: SIRT7
Product: sirtuin 7
Exons: 10
Coding region: 56-1258 (400 amino acids)
Molecular function (GO): NAD+ binding
Source: RefSeq, a predicted model, not a curated record
GCCGGUGCACGGCCUGCCGGGAGGCGGAAGCGGAAGCGCGGGUCUCCCGGGAGCGAUGGCAGCCGGGGGUCCCAGCCGCUCGGAGCGCAAGGCGGCGGAGCGGGUCCGGAGGCUGCGGGAGGAGCAGCAGCGGGAGCGCCUCCGUCAGGUGUCGCGCAUCCUGAGGAAGGCGGCAGCGGAGCGCAGCGCCGAGGAGGGCCGGCUCCUGGCCGAGAGCGAGGACCUGGUGACCGAGCUGCAGGGCCGGAGCAGGCGGCGCGAGGGCCUGAAGCGGCGGCAGGAGGAGGUGUGCGACGACCCGGAGGAGCUGCGGAGGAAAGUGCGGGAGCUGGCCGGCGCCGUCCGGAACGCCAAGUACCUGGUCGUCUACACGGGCGCCGGCAUCAGCACGGCAGCCUCUAUCCCAGAUUACCGGGGCCCUAAUGGAGUGUGGACGCUGCUUCAGAAAGGGAGAAGCGUUAGUGCUGCUGACCUGAGUGAGGCCGAGCCAACCCUCACCCACAUGAGCAUCGCCCGCUUACACGAGCAAAAGCUGGUGCAGCACGUGGUGUCUCAGAACUGUGACGGGCUCCACCUGCGGAGCGGGCUGCCGCGGACGGCCAUCUCGGAGCUCCACGGGAACAUGUACAUUGAAGUCUGUACGGCCUGCACACCCAACAGGGAAUACGUGAGGGUGUUUGAUGUGACUGAGCGCACCGCCCUGCACCGGCACCAGACGGGCCGGGCCUGCCACAAGUGUGGGGCCCAGCUCCGGGACACCAUUGUGCACUUUGGGGAGCGGGGCACGCUGGGGCAGCCUCUGAACUGGGAGGCAGCCACUGAGGCUGCCAGCAAGGCAGACACGAUCCUGUGUUUAGGUUCCAGCUUAAAGGUUCUAAAGAAGUAUCCACGCCUCUGGUGCAUGACCAAGCCCCCCAGCAGGCGGCCCAAGCUCUACAUUGUAAACUUGCAGUGGACCCCGAAGGAUGACUGGGCUGCCCUGAAGCUUCAUGGGAAGUGUGAUGACGUCAUGCAGCUCCUCAUGGACGAGCUGGGCCUGGAGAUCCCCCCCUACAGCAGGUGGCAGGACCCGAUCUUCUCCCUGGCGACCCCCCUGCGUGCGGGUGAAGAAGGCACCCACAGUCGGAAGUCGCUGUGCAGGAGCCGCGAGGAGCCCCCGCCCGGAGAGCGGGCUGCGCCACUUAGCUCCGCCCCGGUGCUGGGAGGCUGGUUUGGCAGGGGCUGCACUAAACGCACAAAAAGGAAGAAAGUAACGUAACCCGGUGCUUGACGGGAACAGUUGGCACUUUGCAGAGGACGGAACGCCUGUUCGUGGGGGGCCCGGCCAGGACUGCCCCGGGGUCCAGCCAGAAUCCUCUGGCCGGAAGCCCCCUUGCACCGCUGUGCGCGUCUCCGGGAGGACGCCUCGCCUGUUGCAGCCUCUGCAUAAAGCGGCGGCGGCCGUGCCGUUCUUUGGGGACACAGCUCGGGUCGUUGCACAGCUGGCCGGCCGAGAGGAAGCGCGGCUGCCUUACCUCAUUCACCAGGCUAGUCUCAGGGGCCUCAACCCUCUUUCUACUACUUCGUACUGAAACCUGUUAACUUUAUAGGAACCUCUUUCCGUGUGGGGUUUGCGGCAGAGGGGUGGUUUUGGGCCUCGGCUCUCAGCAGCCCUUUUUAUUGUUAUUAAACAUCUCAGCACUGUC